This is a messenger RNA of Tripterygium wilfordii, 2895 nucleotides long. RefSeq names its product probable methyltransferase PMT28. The coding region runs from base 470 to 2677 and encodes 735 amino acids. Gene Ontology annotation, molecular function: methyltransferase activity. Lineage: Eukaryota; Viridiplantae; Streptophyta; Magnoliopsida; Celastrales; Celastraceae. The record is from RefSeq and is a predicted model, not a curated record. The transcript is spliced from 8 exons. Gene Ontology annotation, cellular component: cytoplasm; trans-Golgi network; endosome.
GGAUCGCAAGGUGUAGUGCUGUUUUCAGUGUUUUGAGUGUUUUCUACUCCCAGUCCAGAACCAGACAACAUGAUCCCAACAGUUUCUUUCUUGAGACAUUUCUACUAUACUGGUCAAAUUUCCCCGAUUUGAAAUGUAACUCUACUUUGCAACUUUUUAUCCUUCUCUAGCUUAUCAUAUGACAAUUGAAGUUAUUGUCACUGAGACACGGACAGUGCCAAUCCAACCCAGUUGACGCUCAUCGGUUCCUGCUUUACCAACUCAUCUCUUCUAAUCAGUCCUGAUGCGAUUUCGCAUCUUCACAAUUAUCAUUACCUUACUUGGGUCGUAUGAAUUAUUCGUAGAUUGUCAAGAAUUCCAACAGAUCUUACGAUUUCAAUAACCUCUUUAAAGUGGGUGUAGAUUUCCUUCUGUAGUCACACACUUUUAAGAGCAUUUAUUGUCGGUUUUGGACUGACUGAAUAGAGAGAUGGCUCUGGCGCGGUUCGGCCGCCAAGCAAAACGCCCAUAUGGGUUGUGUGUGAAGAUGACGGCGGUGGCCGUAUUGGGUCUCUGCUUUAUAUUCGUUUGGUCAAUCUUCGCUUCCCCUUCCUCUUCUCUCACCACGCAGAGGGAAAGCUUUGAUGAUAUUGGUGAGCCCGCAUCGGCAGGUAUGAAGAAGGUGAGCAGUUCUAGUACCCAGUCUGAAGAGAAGCAGCCAGUGAAGCAUGAAACAUCUCAAGCAAGGAAAGAAGAUAAGAAAGUUAAGGUUGAAUCAGAUUCUGAAGUGAAAGGUGAGAAAAAGGUUAAUGGGUCUGCGAAUAUAUCAGGUAAUGAGCAUGAAUCUAGGAGGAAGAAUCAGAAAGAAAUGUCAAGUGCGAAGAAAGGGAAAGUCAAGCCAAAGUCAAAUGAUGGAAGGACUAUAGAGAAUGGUCAGGAAGGAGAGGAAUCUGAGGAUCGAGAUUCAAAUGAACAGGAAGUGCAAGAAGUUGUUGAUGGGAAGGAAGAAGAAGCAAGUGCAGAGACUGAAGUAAAUGGAUUGAUAGAAGGAGAUGAUGACCUGGAUGAACAACCAGAUCAGGUAGAUUUGGAGAAGGUUGAAGAUGAGAGUAAUGAACCAAAAACUGCAGGAAAGAAAAGGAAGAGAAAGGGUCCUUUGUUUGAUCCAAAAAUGCAUUAUGUAUGGAAAUUAUGUAGCACGAGAAGCAAGCAUAAUUACAUUCCUUGUAUUGAUAAUGACAGUGUCAUGGGAAGGCUGCAGGCUUACAGGCAUACAGAGAGGAGUUGCCCAAGAACACCUCCUAUGUGCCUUGUUCCUCUCCCACAUGAGGGUUAUGAGACUCCAGUGCCCUGGUCUGAGAGCAAAUCAAAGAUAUUCUAUAAGAAUGUUGCGCAUCCAAAACUUGCUGCAUAUGUUAAAAAGCAUACUUGGGUGGUUGAGUCUGGAGAACAUCUUACUUUUCCUCAGAACCAGUCUGAAUUCAAGGGUGGAGUUCUUCACUACCUUGAAUCCAUUGAAGAGAUGGUACCAGACAUUGAGUGGGGCAAGAAUAUUCGGGUAGUACUGGACAUUGGAUGUACAGACUCAAGCUUUGGGGCAACUCUGCUUGACAAGGAUGUAUUAACAUUAACACUUGGCUUAAAAGAUGAUCUAAUUGACCUAGCUCAGGUUGCCCUUGAGCGUGGUUUUCCUGCAUUUGUUACUCCUUUUGCACAUAGAAGAAUCCCCUUUCCCAGUGGUGUUUUCGAUGCUAUUCACUGUGGCAGUUGCAGCAUGCCUUGGCAUUCCAAUGGGGGUAAACUUCUUCUUGAGAUGAAUAGGAUUUUAAGGCCUGGUGGAUAUUUUAUCUUGUCAUCUAAACACGACAGCAUUGAAGAUCAAGAAGCCAUGACCAGGAUGACAGCAUCCGUCUGUUGGAAUAUUUUGGCUGAUAAAUCAGACGAAGUAAGUGAAGUUGGUGUUAAAAUAUAUCAGAAGCCUGAAUCAAAUGAUAUAUAUGAGUUGAGAAUGAAGAAAAAUCCACCUCUCUGCAAGGAAAACGAAAACCCAGAUGCAGCCUGGUAUGUUCCAAUGAAAACUUGCCUGCAUAACAUUCCUUCUGCCAUUGAACAACACGGGACUGAGUGGCCUGAGGAAUGGCCCAAGAGGCUUCAAACUUAUCCUGACUGGAUGAAUGAUAAAGAAAAAUUGAUUGCAGACACCGACCAUUGGAAAGCUAUUGUUGAUAAAUCCUAUCUCACAGGGAUGGGGAUUGACUGGUCACAUAUCCGAAAUGUAAUGGACAUGAAGGCUGUCAAUGGCGGAUUUGCAGCCGCUCUCUCACAACAGAAUGUGUGGGUGAUGAAUGUAAUCCCUGUCCAUGCACCAGAUACACUUCCCAUCAUAUAUGAACGUGGGCUCAUCGGUAUAUACCAUGAUUGGUGCGAGUCUUUUGGCACUUACCCAAGAUCCUAUGACCUAUUGCAUGCUGAUCAUCUGUUUUCACGGCUUAAGAACAGGUGUAAGGAGCCCGUCUCCAUUGUUGUUGAGAUGGAUCGCAUUUUACGGCCUGGAGGUUGGACAAUUAUACGUGACAAGGUUGAGAUACUGGAUCCUCUGGAAGGAAUAUUGAGAAGCUUGCAGUGGGAUAUCAGAAUGACUUAUGCUCAAAACAAGGAGGGUAUCUUAUGCGCGCAAAAGACCCUAUGGUGGCCAUAGAAUCUCUGUGCAUGCAUGAUAUGACUUACAACUCUUACACGAAAGAUGGAAUGUGGAUUCAUCAUUUUUGGGUCAUAUAGGAACUCACUUGAUUGCUACUCAUACAAAUUAAUGGAUCACAUUUUUAUUGUCUGGUUUUGUCCAUAUGUUUCAGUUUCUUGUAUAAAUUUAGUUGAGGUUUGUUUUGUGAACAUGGAAUCGUCGAUUCUUCUUUGAAA